ACAGACAAGGUUGCAGGAAAGCUGAGUUCUACUCUCACAUGGGUGAAGAACACAGUAUCGCAUACAGUCAGUCAGAUGGCCAGUCAGGUGGCAAGUCCAUCUGCUUCAUUACACACUACAUCCUCAUCCACCACACUGUCAACACCAGCCCUUUCCCCAGGCUCUCCAUCACAGCUGAGUCCAGACGACAUAGAACUCCUGGCUAAACUGGAGGAACAAAAUAGAUUGUUAGAGACGGACAGCAAGUCUUUAAGAUCUGUGAACGGGUCAAGAAGGAACAGUGGCUCCUCUCUCGUUUCAAGCUCUUCCGCCUCUAGCAACCUCAGCCACCUUGAAGAAGAUUCUUGGCUUCUCUGGGGAAGAAUUGUUAAUGAUUGGGAAGAUGUACGCAAAAAGAAGGAAAAGCAAGUUAAGGAACUUGUUCGUAAAGGAAUUCCCCACCACUUUCGAGCUAUAGUUUGGCAACUUCUAUGCAGUGCACAAAGUAUGCCAAUUAAGGAUCAGUAUUCAGAACUUUUGAAAAUGACCUCACCUUGUGAAAAAUUGAUCCGAAGGGACAUUGCAAGAACUUACCCAGAACAUAACUUUUUUAAGGAAAAAGAUAGCCUUGGACAGGAGGUUUUAUUUAACGUAAUGAAGGCAUAUUCUCUGGUGGAUCGAGAGGUUGGUUACUGUCAAGGAAGUGCAUUCAUAGUUGGCUUGUUGCUUAUGCAGAUGCCAGAAGAAGAAGCUUUCUGUGUGUUUGUUAAAUUAAUGCAAGAUUAUAGACUACGUGAACUUUUUAAACCAAGUAUGGCAGAAUUGGGCCUUUGCAUGUAUCAAUUUGAAUGCAUGAUACAGGAACAUCUUCCAGAGCUCUUUGUACACUUUCAGUCUCAGAGUUUUCAUACCUCAAUGUAUGCAUCAUCCUGGUUUCUGACAAUCUUUCUUACAACUUUUCCACUAUCAAUCGCAACAAGGAUAUUUGAUAUUUUUAUGUCUGAGGGUUUAGAAAUAGUGUUUCGAGUAGGAUUAGCACUUCUCCAAAUGAAUCAAGCAGAACUAAUGCAGCUUGACAUGGAAGGUAUGUUGCAGCACUUUCAAAGAGUCAUUCCACAUCAGUUUGAUGGCGGAACAGACAGAUUAAUCCAGGCGGCGUACCAAGUCAAAUACAACUCAAAAAAAAUGAAAAAGCUUGAAAAGGAAUACACUACGAUAAAAACUAAGGAAAUGGAAGAGCAAGUUGAGAUUAAAAGGUUACGCACAGAAAAUAGACUUUUAAAACAACGCAUUGAAACAUUAGAAAAAGAAAGUGCUUCCCUGGCAGAUAGAUUGAUACAGGGACAAGUGACCCGAGCGCAGGAGGCUGAGGAAAGUGACCUCAUAAAACGGGAGCUAGCCACCGUCAAACAGCAGAGUGACGAGGCCAGUGCUAAGCUGGAGCAAGCUGGAAAUACCAUCAGGGAGCUCCAGCACCAGCAACAAUGGCAUAAAUGCAGUUCCAGCUACAGUGAAGAUUUUGUGCUACAGCUGGAGAAGGAAUUGGUUCAAGCCCGACUGAGGGAAGCUGAGUCUCAAUGUGCACUGAAGGAGAUGCAGGAUAAAGUCCUGGACAUGGAGAAGAGAAACAACGCCCUGCCUGAUGAGAACAACGUUGCCAGGCUUCAGGAAGAGCUCAUUGCUGUGAAACUGCGAGAAGCAGAGGCCAUCAUGGGUCUGAAAGAACUUAGACAGCAAGUCAGGGAGCUAGAGGAGCAUUGGCAGCGCCACUUAGCUCGUACCUCUGGGCGAUGGAAAGACCCACCUAAGAAAAGUGCUGUGAAUGAGUUACAAGAUGAGCUGAUGACCAUUCGACUCAGAGAAGCUGAGACCCAGGCAGAAAUAAGAGAAACUAAACAAAGAAUGAUGGAAAUGGAAACACAGAACCAGAUCAACAGUAACCAUCUCCGAAGAGCAGAGCAAGAGGUGGUCAGCCUGCAGGAGAAGGUGCAGUGUCUUUCUGCACAGAACAAAGGACUACUUACCCAAUUGAGUGAGGCCAAGCGUAGACAGGCAGAGAUUGAAUGCAAGAACAAGGAAGAGGUGAUGGCGGUGAGACUUCGAGAAGCAGACAGCAUAGCUGCUGUGGCUGAACUACAGCAACACAUUGCAGAGCUUGAAAUCCAGAAAGAAGAAGGAAAGUUUCAAGGACAGCUUAACAAGUCUGACUCUAACCAGUACAUUAGGGAACUGAAAGAUCAGAUAGCAGAGCUGAAUCAUGAGCUCAGAUGCCUGAAAGGCCAGAGGGGCUUCUCCAGCCGACCCCCUUUUGAUGGGAUCCACAUUGUCAACCAUUUAAUUGGAGAUGAGGACUCAUUCCCUUCUUCGGAUGAAGACUGCAUAGAUCAUUCCUUACAGGAAGGUGGUGCUGGUUUCCCUUUGCACCGGAAGUCUGCCCCGUUGUCUUUGGACCCAACCGUGGCAGACGGGAGUGAGAGCGAAACAGAAGACAUUGCGCUAGAGACCAGAGAGGGCGGCCAGGCAGCUCCGCCGCAGCCGCCAAGAAGGGAGUCAUACUCCACCACUGUCUGACCAGCACUGAGACUCCGCUGAAGGGACUGGUAUACACUUAGUGACUGGAGGGACAUACUUGUGUCAUAUGUACAUAUAUAUAUAUAUAUAUAUACAUAUAUGUCUGUAUAUUUCACCAUCUUAUUUGCCUUUAUAUCUCCGCCAAAUCUUUACCUUUGACUUACCAUUGCCAUAAAGAAGUCCGGAAUAUGGUUAAUGGAUAAAACAAGGUUCUAACAGUAUUACUGGAUAUGAAUGUUAUUUUGUUUGUUUAGAAAAGACAACAAUAUCAGUAACAAACCAUUAUGAAGUCUAGAAGUAUGGAAUAUUGAGUCUUGUGUGAUAUUUGAUGCUCAAUGAACAGAUUGUGUAUUUAUGUUUAUCAGUUUGUUUUCAGGACAGCUGUCUAAAACAUUUGACCAAUGUAUUCAUCUGAUUGGCCUUGUGUUUGGGGGGAUUUUUUUUCCCCCAUUAAAAUUCCUAUUCUUUCAGUGGGCCACUAAAAGCUCCCAACUGCACAGCCUUUUUCUGUAUUAUUUUAUAAACACAAACAGUUAUCUGGGCAGUUUAAAAUUUUGUUUUAUCCUAAUUUUAUGUGCAUAUGAUGCUUACAUGUGUUGCUUACUGGUCAGAGUAGCCGAAUAAGAUAACUGCAGACAUGCUGUGUAUUUGUACAUAUUAUAAACCCACACCAUUCACCAGUGACCAUCAUUUUUUAUGGGAACAUACAUGUUGUACAAUGACUGCCUCCAGCCUUCUAACAGGACUUGUGUAAAUAAUACGUUAAAAGACAUCAAACACUAGUAUUUUGCUUAGAUUACAGCUUUGUAACUUAAAUGAUAUUGUUCAGAAACAUCACUGAGGAAAUCUUUUACAUCACGUGCAUGUAACUGAUAACAUUUUUCAUGGCUAAGUGAGUUAUAGCACAUAUUGCUUAGUGCUAAUAUUCUACUUAAUGUAAUUUAAGCAGUGGUCCAGCAUUAUAACAGCAAUUAUAUUUGCAAAUACUCUAUAAGCAUUAUCUUCAGACCCUGUAGUUUAUAGUUUAUAGGUAAAGCCAUAAGAAUCCUUUCCCCUACCAGCCCUGCUUUUUUUAUUUUUUAGACUCCCCACCCCAACCCCAGAAAACGAAAUGCCUGCCAUGGAUAAAUUGAAGAAAACCCUUCAUACAAAUUACAGCUCAUGCAAGACAUAGAUUAUGGAGAAAGAAAGGAAAGUGUUGGCGAAUUGCUUUCCGCUGAUAUUUUUCAUUGGCAGCCUGUGGGGAAAAUAGCUUUGGAGGAUCAGAUGAAAGCAGAAUCCAGUAUGUAUGGAGCUGCAGUUUUGCACAAUACGUUGUAUGUAGAAAAAUGUUUAUGUGAUGAGCUGGAAUAGAAGGGGGGGGGGACUUCGUUUUUUCCCCUCUAAACCCAGGAGUUAAGCCUUAAUAACAUUUUGAACUAAUCUUUUCCAGAAAACCCUUUAUAACUAUUUACUUGCCUGAGAAAUGAGAUUGAAAACAUGCCUGCUGUGUCCAUAGCACUAAAUUCUA
Molecule: messenger RNA, 4060 nt
Organism: Echinops telfairi (small Madagascar hedgehog)
Lineage: Eukaryota; Metazoa; Chordata; Mammalia; Afrosoricida; Tenrecidae
Gene: EVI5
Product: ecotropic viral integration site 5
Exons: 19
Coding region: 76-2550 (824 amino acids)
Source: RefSeq, a predicted model, not a curated record